ACAUUUGAAAAUCCAAAAUCAUCUGUUUCCCUUAUUUGUCUCAUUUAUUUUCCUUCUUUUGUUGGGUAAAAAUCCCCAAUGGAUUGCUAGGGCAAGAGUUAGUCUUUUUGCUUACUGAUUCCUAUAACUAUAUGCCAAGAAUAUCUAAGAAACAUAUCAUAUUGCUGUUACAUUAUCUUCUCUUUGAAUGGGGUUGACAAAGAUUUUACCCAGUCCUCUUCCCCCAAUAUAUUUUAUUUACUAUGUUUGCAGAAGCUUAUAAUUAUGAAAAACAUCGAUGCUGGCGCUGCUGUUAGAAUAAAGCAGUAGAUUUUGGUCAUCAUUUCAACUUUUCAAGAGUCUGUAAUUAAAAGUUGACUUUGUAGACCAGAUCGAGGACAUUUUGAUUUAUCUCUUCUCCUUCUAUUACGAUCAUUUCGUUACUGAGGACAAAGAAUUGUUUAAGAUCUAUGCCAUAAACCGCAUUAACAUCCAAAAUCUCUGUCCUCAUCAUAUUAUUCCUUUUCUUGAACAAUUCUCUUCGUGCAUUUAUCAUUAUUUAAUAUGGUGUCAACAAAAGAGAAAUACCAAUAUUCUAUAGCCUUACAUAUCAAGCUCUUGGCUCUCAAAAUUAUAAGUUUACGCAAAGUAAUCUCAUCUUUUGUCAUCUUCACCUUAAUUUUAUUCACCGGCACAAUGCUAUUAUAUAACCUCCAAUCCUAUCUCCACCUCAACAUAAUAUCUCCUCCACUAGCAAUCCCAACAUUUGAUGAUAAAGAUGAAGCAUUACUCAUGAACCAGACCACAAGAACAGAUUUACACGAUGUGAGGCAUAACAUGGAUGAUAAAGAGUUGCUUUGGAGAGCUUCUAUAUUACCGAACAUAAGCCAAUACCCAUUAAAAAUCACUCCAAAAGUCGCCUUCAUGUUCUUGACAAGAGGUGAUUUGGAGCUGGCUCCUUUAUGGGACAGGUUCUUCAAAGGGCACGAAGGCUUUUACUCCGUCUAUGUUCAUUCCUCCACUCCCUCUUUCAACAAAACAAUGCCUACAAAAUCUGCCUUUUAUAACAGAUGGAUUCCUAGUAAGGAAGUAGAAUGGGGAGGUGCUAGCAUGGUUGAUGCCGAAAGGCGCCUACUAGCCAAUGCUUUACUUGACUUUUCAAACAAACGUUUUAUUCUACUCUCUGAGUCAUGCAUUCCCCUAUAUAACUUCUCUAUAGUGUACAACUAUGUCAUGGGCACAACCAAAGCCUUUCUAGAGGUUUUUGACUCCGAUACCACGGUCGGCCGGGGCAGGUACAAUAUCAAAAUGAGCCCACUCAUUACGCUGCAGCAAUGGCGAAAGGGUUCACAGUGGUUCGCUAUAGACCGAACCUUAGCAAUGGAGGUUGUUUCAGACCAAAAAUACUUUGAUCUCUUUGUGAGGUUUUGUCGUGGCAGAUGUAUCACUGAUGAACACUACCUUCCCACAUUUGUUAAUAUCAAGUUUGGGGAGAUAACUUUAAAUAGGUCAUUGACUUGGGUUGGAUGGAAAGCUUCUGGAUUGAUCCAACCCCAUCCAAGGAUGUUUGUCAGAGAAGAUGUGAAUAUUGAGUUAUUGGAAGGGCUUAGGCAUGGAACUAAAUGUGAGAACAACUGGAUGAGAACCAAUAUUUGCCAUUUGUUUGCAAGGAAAUUUGCACCCAACACAUUGGACAGGCUGUUGAGUACAGCUCCUACGUUAAUGGAAUUCAAUUGAUAUUAUAUAAAAUGCAAUAUUCUACUUAAUAAUGACAAUUGAUUUUAUAUAUAAUUAUGCCAGAAUAUAUCGUGGUCUCAUCAUUAGCUAUAUAUAUUAUUAUUCAUGACUUUUAAUUUCUCACUUAUUGGGGUAGGAAAUAUUUGUGUAAGUAAUUCUAUUACGAGAGCCUAAACAAUUCAUGUUCCAACAAA
Cannabis sativa is the source of this 1910-nucleotide messenger RNA. RefSeq names its product glycosyltransferase BC10-like. Gene Ontology annotation, molecular function: glycosyltransferase activity. The coding region runs from base 544 to 1716 and encodes 390 amino acids. The record is from RefSeq and is a predicted model, not a curated record. NCBI's taxonomy places the organism in Eukaryota, Viridiplantae, Streptophyta, Magnoliopsida, Rosales, Cannabaceae. Gene Ontology annotation, cellular component: membrane. The transcript is spliced from 3 exons.